Messenger RNA from Lolium rigidum, 1086 nucleotides. Its product is annotated as peroxidase 2-like. Gene Ontology annotation, molecular function: heme binding; peroxidase activity. The transcript has 3 exons. Gene Ontology annotation, biological process: hydrogen peroxide catabolic process; response to oxidative stress. The record is from RefSeq and is a predicted model, not a curated record. Bases 1 to 963 code for a protein of 320 amino acids. Lineage: Eukaryota; Viridiplantae; Streptophyta; Magnoliopsida; Poales; Poaceae.
AUGACGACAACCUGCAAGCAUACCUUGGGUUCCUGCGGCAUCGUGGCCUUGAUCUUCUUAUCUGCCGCGCUUGUUUCAGCUCAGCUUUCCACUGAUUUCUACGACGAAACCUGCCCCGACGCUCUGGACAUCAUCGAGGACGCCGUGCGAGCCGCCGUCUCCAAAGAGUCUCGCAUGGGAGCGUCGUUGCUGCGCCUCCACUUCCACGACUGUUUUGUCAAUGGCUGUGACGGGUCAGUGCUGCUCGACGGCGCCACCGGCGAGAAGAACGCGGUGCCCAACAAGAGCUCCCUUCGCGGCUUCGAGGUGGUCGACGACAUCAAGACGCAGCUCGAGGAGUCCUGCGCCAAGGUCGUGUCCUGUGCCGACAUCCUCGCCGUCGCCGCCCGCGACUCCGUCGUCGCCCUGGGAGGCCCCACGUGGGACGUGGAGCUCGGCCGGAGGGACGGCUCGACGUCUAGCCAGGACGCCGCGAACACCGACCUCCCGGCGCCAACCUCCGACCUCGGCGCCCUGAUCAAGGCCUUCUCCGACAAGGGCCUCACCGCCAAGGACAUGGUCACGCUCUCCGGCGCGCACACCAUCGGCCAGGCCCGGUGCGUCAACUUCCGCGGCCGCCUCUACAGCGAGAACGCCACCCUCGACUCGACGCUCGCCACGUCGCUGAAAACGAAAUGCCCGUCGACCGGCAGCGACGACACCACCUCGCCGCUCGACCCCUCCACGUCCUACGUCUUCGACAACUUCUACUACAAGAACCUGCUGCGCAACAAGGGCCUGCUGCACUCGGACCAGCAGCUGUUCAACGGUGGCUCCGCAGACGCGCAGACCACCGGGUACGCGUCCGGCAUGGGCGCCGGCUUCUUCGACGACUUCCGUGUCGCCAUGGUGAAGAUGGGCGGCAUCGGCGUUGUCACCGGAACCAGCGGCCAGGUCAGGGUGAACUGCAGGAAGGCAAACUGAAGUAUCUGCCAUUGAUCGAUCAGUGUGUUGUUUGUGUCGCGUGUGUUCUCCACAGUUUCUUCCUGUGUGGUGAUUCAUGUAGUCUGCUUCGAACGGUUGCAGUACUACGUCACAGGAAGAUAU